UUGUUGGGUAAUUUGGGAAGCAUUUAGCUUAGACAUCAGUAGUUUGUCAGUAUGUCUUGAUGUUCGUGUAGUCGUUUUCGAAAUUCUAAGCAUGUCAAUGAGUUUUCUGCUUGGUUAUGUCAAGAAACAUACUAAAGAAUGUUAUGAAGAAGGUCAAAGACCAAGAAAACUCUUGAUGCUGAUUAUGUUUGGUAUAAUUUGUUUGAUAUUAUUAGGAAUGGAGAUAAUUACACUGUAUAAUUGGCCUGGAUUGCUCCUGCUAAUGAAUUUAAUAAUGCAAGUAUUCCUUGUAUUUAAUUCUAUGACUGGAUUGGUAAUAUUUGGAUCUGCUGUUACUGGAUUUCUAUCAAGAAUGGAGAACAUUGAAAUAAAUUCUAAGAAUGCACUUAUGGUGGGAGAAAAGUGUUUGCAAGAAUUUCGCCGGCUUAAAAAGGGGUUUGGACCAUAUUUGCUUGCUGUAUUUUCAGUCCAUACUUUGGAACUUAUAAUUGUUGUAUAUUUGGCUGUUUACGGGGUGAAAGCUGGAGUUCCCAUUUUUAUCAUAGUUUGGUUUCCAGCUUUUAUUUUGUUCACAAGUUUGCCAUUAUUGUACAUAGUCUUACUAGCUGAAGAUGCGUAUUCAAGAUUCCAGAAUAUUUCAGCAAUUCUCAGGACUGCUUGCAUCAGGGAGACCUCUGAUGUAAAGAUGGAUUACUUGCUACUCAUUCAACAGAUUCAACAAGAGGAAACAUUUUCUGGAUGUGAAUUCUUUCUGAUUGAGAAAUCAACCUUACUAUCUGUUCUUGGUACUAUUGUAACUUACUCAAUUGUACUCCUUACUUCAGCUUAGAGUACAGUUCUUGUACUAUUGGAACGUAUUCAGUAGUACGCCUUACUUCAGGAUAGAGUAUGUACUUUGUACUUGGUACUAUUGUAACAUAUUCAGUAGUACUCAUUACUCCUGGAUAAAGUACACUGAUAUAUGUACUUUGUACUAUUUUAACAUAUUCAGUAGUACUCAUUACUUCAGCAUAGAGCACACUGAUAUAUGUACUUUGUACUAUGAUAACAUAUUCAGUGGUACUCAUUACUUCAGCAUAGAGUACACUGAUAUAUGUACUUUUUACUAUUUUAACAUAUUCAGUAGUGCUCAUUACUCCAGCAUAGAGUACACUGAUAUAUGUACUUUGUAAUAUUUUAACAUAUUCAGUAGUACUCAUUACUUCAGCAUAGAGUACACUUAUCUAUACUUGGUACUAUUGUUACCUAUUCAGUUAUACUCCUUACUUCAAGAUAAAGUACACUUUGUUAUCUGUACUUUUUACUAUUACUUUAGACUAAGAAA
Messenger RNA from Eurytemora carolleeae, 1324 nucleotides. RefSeq lists its product as uncharacterized. The transcript has 4 exons. Gene Ontology annotation, biological process: sensory perception of taste. NCBI's taxonomy places the organism in Eukaryota, Metazoa, Arthropoda, Copepoda, Calanoida, Temoridae. Gene Ontology annotation, cellular component: membrane. Bases 92 to 829 code for a protein of 245 amino acids. The record is from RefSeq and is a predicted model, not a curated record.